This is a messenger RNA of Rubroshorea leprosula, 389 nucleotides long. Lineage: Eukaryota; Viridiplantae; Streptophyta; Magnoliopsida; Malvales; Dipterocarpaceae. The record is from the annotation of a GenBank genome assembly.
UGCUCUUCUUUUUCCUCCUCUGCACCGAGCAACAAGAGCCCCAAGCCCGAUGCACCUCCCUUUGAGAAAACCGAAAUCCGGAUCUGCUUUGCUCUGUCCGUCCGGUUGCUGCUCUUGCCGGUUUGUGGGUGCGAAUUCUGGGCAUUUUUAGAUUUCCCUUGAAUUUCUCCUGCACUUGCCGCCGGCCUCUUCCCCCUGCCAGGUCCGGUUCUGAAGCUGGAAUUUCUGGAAGCGAAACUGAGGACGGAGAAACCACGGCGAGUGAUGAGGUAGAAGGCUAGCCAACUUGUAAAUUGGAAUAGAUUUAGAUAUAAAUCAUGAUUUUGUAAGUUAGAUUGUAUCUGGAGAUUUUAUGAUAUCAGAGAAAAUAUUAAAGAUUUUAUUUUCAG